AUGCCACCGGGCGCCGCGGCUGUCGCCGCCGCCUCGCAACAGGCCGACUGCUGCGGCCACGGGCCCGGGCCCGGGUCCACCUGGUGCGGCGGCGGCGGCGGCUGCGACGUCCCUGGCGGCGCGUCCUGCAGCUACCUGCCGCUACGCAAGCGGCUGUCCGUGGACGGCAAGUUCCCGGCGCCGCGGAUAUGCAUCUGGGAGUGCGACGGCGAGGCCGGGGACAUCACCUGCGAUAUCGUCGCCGCGCCGCUCCGCCGCAGCUGCAGCGCGAGGGCAAUGCCGCCGCCGUCGCCGGCCUCGCUCUUCCGCCGGAUGAUGAGGCCGCCGCCCUCGCGGCCCAGGCAGCCGCAGGGGGUGGUGGAGGAUGAUGUGGCGGCUAGGAGGCCCGGGGAGACCAUCUCCAAGGGCCACCGGAGCUACGGUCUCAUGCUUAACCUGCAGCUUGGCAUAAGCUAUUCGGUGGGGAAGUCAUCGGCGCUGCCGUUCAGGAAGCUCUCGUCAUCGGACUUCGACCCGCGGGAGAAGGUGUGGACGCGGUUCCCGCCGGAGGGGUCCAAGCUCACGCCGCCGCAUCACUCCGUGGAUUUCCGGUGGAAGGACUACUGCCCCGCAGUAUUCAGGCACCUAAGGAAGCUGUUCGGGGUGGAUCCUGCGGACUACAUGCUCGCCAUCUGCGGGAGCGACACGCUCCGCGAACUGGCGUCGCCUGGCAAGAGUGGGAGCUGCUUCUUCGUUACACAGGACGAUAGAUUCAUGAUUAAAACCGUGAAGAAGGCAGAAAUGAAGGUUCUAAUUAGGAUGCUGCGGAGUUACUAUGAACAUGUUUGUCAGUACAAGUCCACUUUGUUGACAAGGUUCUAUGGCACACAUUGCAUCAAGCAAGCUGGAUGUCCCAAGGUCCGGUUCAUUAUAAUGGGCAAUUUUUGCUGCUCAGAGUAUAAGGUCCAUAGGCGUUUUGAUUUGAAAGGCUCAUCACAUGGUCGUACUAUUGACAAAGCGGAAGAGAAGAUCGAUGAAACAACUACUCUAAAGGACCUCGACCUUUAUUAUGCAUUCCACCUACAGAGAUUUUGGUACGAUGAGCUGAUGAGGCAAAUUCAGAUGGACUGCACAUUCUUGGAGACACAAGGGAUUAUGGACUACAGCUUGUUGCUAGGAGUUCACUUUCGUAAUGAUUUCUCAAUGUCUAAAAUUGGUGUAUCUCAGUUUAUUGGUUUGCCAAAAUCCACGGGCAAAAGAAAAUCAUUUGAAGGUGGAGGCGAUGUUUGUGAGCUUUGCUUUACGGAAUCUGGAUGCAAGGACAGAGAUUUCAUUGUUGACUCUCGGAAACCACUGGUCCAGUUAGGCAAGAACAUGCCCGCCCAGGCAGAGCGGAGGUCGAAGAGAGUCCUCGAUAAGUUUCUCCUAAACGAAAGACACUUGUUUAUAACCACAUCAAGUGGCGGAUUCCGGGAUGUCUAUCUCUUCUUUGGAAUAAUUGACAUUCUACAAGACUACGACAUAACCAAGAAGCUCGAGCAUGCAUACAAGUCCUUUCAG
Miscanthus lutarioriparius is the source of this 1539-nucleotide messenger RNA. The record is from the annotation of a GenBank genome assembly. NCBI's taxonomy places the organism in Eukaryota, Viridiplantae, Streptophyta, Magnoliopsida, Poales, Poaceae.